UAUGUGGUCCAAUAUUCUCUUUAUUGGUCCUCCUAAUAAUUUGGUUUAAGGAUUCGGUUCUACAGCUUAAAUGAAUCCAGUAAACUAUAUGUGCUUUGAAGAUUAGAGAGCACAACUGCAUACAAGAAUGAAGACAACUGCAAGAAGCACAACUGCAUGAAAGUUCAAAUUUCUACUAACUUGAACUUCAGGUUUGUUAGGGUGAAAGGAAUUGAGUUUGGCCAAAUUUAAAAUGGCUAGAUCACAAAAAUCUUCUGUGACAUACACAAGGAUGUUUGUUUACAUGAUGGUGAUCAUUCUCGUUGCGGUCGUCGCGGUACUUCAGAGUUUAGCAUUUCCCUCUAAGAUUGCUUUCUCAUCUGCUCAUCCUCCGCUGGGAAUUACUUUCAUCGAAAAGGCGAGCUUAAUUCCAGAAGCUCCUUCGUUUCCGUUGUGGGUUGGAAAGCACUCCCUUUUGAGUGAUCGAAGCAAAUUUAUCACUUCAUCGACAACUCAACAAACCAAUAUAAUUGAUGUAGCAGCACAAGAAUUUAAUGAAAUGUUGGAAUAUGAGGAAGCGAGAAUUCCACUUGAAGAUGGCUCAUCCAACUUGGUUGAUAGAGUUAACACAACAAUUAUGAAAAGUAAGAACAAGAACAAGAAGAAAGAGAAGAUGGUAAUGCCCCCAGUUUACCUUUCAAAGAUGAAUCAAAUGCUGCUUCAGAAUCGAGCAUCGUAUCGUUCGACGAGGCCUCUAUGGUAUUCGGUACGGGACGACGAGAUUUUAGCCGCAAAGUCGGAGAUUGAGAAUGCUCCGAUUAUAACUGACGAUGAACAACUAUAUGUGCCGAUUUAUCGCAACAUUUCCAUGUUUAAAAGGAGCUAUGAAUUGAUGGAAAAAAUGCUUAAGGUGUAUGUGUACAAGGAAGGCGAUAAGCCCAUCCUUCACCAGCCACUGCUGAAGGGUAUAUAUGCAUCUGAAGGAUGGUUCAUGAAGCUAAUGGAGUCGAAUAAUCACUUUAUUGUAAAGGACCCUGGAAAAGCACACUUGUUCUACAUGCCAUUUAGUUCUUGUAUACUGAGAUUUCACUUGUAUGAUCCCGCGACGCACAAUCGGGGGCUUUUAGAGUGGUACUUGCGGAACUACGUCCAUACAAUUGCAGCAAAAUAUCCUUUCUGGAACAGAACAAGUGGCGCCGACCAUUUUCUCGCCGCUUGUCAUGAUUGGGCUCCAUCCCAAACUAAACUAACAAUGAAACACGCAAUCCGAGCACUCUGCUCCGCUGAUCUCCGCAACGGAUUCCGGCUAGGCAAGGACGUCUCGCUCCCUCAAACCCCUAUCCGGAAUCCGAAGCGCCCUCUCAUAAACCUCGGUGGGAGUCCGCCCCGCAAGCGGCCUACUCUCGCCUUCUUUGCAGGGAACACGCAUGGCGGCCUCCGGCUGACACUUCUUGAACACUGGGAGAACAAAGACCCCGACAUGAAAAUAUACGGUCCGGCGUUCCGUCGCGCCAGCACCAACAUGACUUACGUCGAGCACAUGAAGAGGAGCAAGUACUGCAUUUGCCCGCGGGGCUACGAAGUUAACAGCCCGCGGGUAGUGGAGUCCAUCUUCUAUGAAUGUGUUCCGGUGAUCAUUGCUGAUAACUACGUGCCGCCUUUUUUCGAAGUGUUGAAUUGGGAGGCGUUUUCGGUGACGGUUCCGGAGAAGGAUGUGAGUAGGUUGAAGGAGAUUCUUGUUUCGAUUCCGGAAGAGAAGUAUUUGUUUUUGCAGAAGGGGGUGAGGGAGGUGCAGAAGCACUUCCUGUGGCAUAAUAAGCCGGCGAAGUACGACGCUUUUCGCAUGAUCCUUCAUUCAAUCUGGUUCAGUAGAGUUUUCAGCAUAUGAACCAAGAUCAGAGGUGAAUUUUUAUCCUCUUCUUUUUUUCUUUUGCCCUGAAGAAAAAUGGUGAAAAUAGUGAAGAUGUAAUGGCCGUUAAGGAAACGGUUAGAAUAUAUAUAUAUAUUUUUUUCCUUUUUACUUUUUUCCCCCCUCCUCAAAA
Molecule: messenger RNA, 2021 nt
Organism: Ananas comosus (pineapple)
Lineage: Eukaryota; Viridiplantae; Streptophyta; Magnoliopsida; Poales; Bromeliaceae
Product: probable glycosyltransferase At3g07620
Exons: 5
Coding region: 233-1867 (544 amino acids)
Molecular function (GO): glycosyltransferase activity
Source: RefSeq, a predicted model, not a curated record